Messenger RNA from Mycena citricolor, 2495 nucleotides. The record is from the annotation of a GenBank genome assembly. NCBI's taxonomy places the organism in Eukaryota, Fungi, Basidiomycota, Agaricomycetes, Agaricales, Mycenaceae.
CUUUAAACGGAGGCUUCCCAUGAACCUUCAAAGAAAUGGAAAGGGGGGCCUAAUACUUCCGACAUAGAAGUCUUGUUCCUGCUUUCUUCUUACUGGAUCUACGCCGGACCCUUGGGAUUCAGCUACUCUGUUGAUAGAGAAGGAGCUGGCCGCCGGCAGUCCCGGAUUGAGACCAGUGACUCCUUUGUAUAAACUCAGGAUGCGAGGCUCACCAGUCUAUUGGGUGUAUGAGAGAUGCUCAACCGCUUCGGGUGUCUUUGUCCUUUGUUCUCGCAGCGGUGAUGACCUAACCGUUUCUGAUGCGGGUAAGUGUCAGUGAAAAUAUACUCUCAAACUCUUCCUCUUCUAUGCUCGCUAUUGGGCUUCUGUAGCAUGUCCGAGCCUUGUUGGGACAUCUGGAUGUGUUGCUUCCGCCCUCGGCUGACAGCAGCUACCAUAUCAAGCAAGUCCGAAGCGAGACAGAAUUGCCUCUUUGGGUCAUACACUUUGGUAAAAUAAAUGUCUUAUAUGGCAACUUUACGACAAUGCGGAUUGGUGAUUGUACUGAAGGCGGAUUGCUCGCUUUCGCUGCCUCCAAACGCUUCCUUAUAAAGACUUGACUGACGAAAAGACAUGUCCACCCAAGUCCGCCGCCCGCCUUAGCAUUCCGCGCCUCGACUUUCGCAACUCCUAAAAUUGCUCCAAUGCCUGCAUCCACUUCUCUUUUCUCCGCCACUACCGGCUCAAAGAAGACCUCGUCCUCCCGCUCGCACACGACCAAAGAGCAACGUGCCACAUACGCUCUGCGCGUCAUCCAAAAACGCAGCUCCGACGCCGCCCCACGCACACCCCUUGCCGUCACAUACGACGCUUCGGUCAACAUUGAUCCCAAAGUCGCCAGCACUUCGAAGCUUAUGCUGCCGGCCAAGUUGAUGCGCCCCACUACCGGGCACUGCGAUAUUGAGGAGAAUCUGGCCAUACACUACCCUGAGCUCAGUGGUGUCCCUCUCGAAUACAUCCAGGACAGCAUUUCCCGCUCUGCUUGCUGUGAAGCUAUCAAAGCAGCUAAAGUGGCCCCCUUCAACUCCAAGGCCCUGCCAAAAGCGCUCACCAUCUCUGUGAAUGACGAAGUCGCCGCCGCCUGCCCAACACACAUGCUGGCCGUCCACGGCGGCAUCCCAUCGUCCCACCGCGCCUCGGCGUUGUCCUCAAAGAAGCUUGCAGAGAAAGCGCCAUCCUGCGCCGUGGGCAUUUACCCCAUCCACCACCUCCUCUUCGCCUCCCACUGCGCGCGCUUCCCGACCGCGAUCCCGCUCUCGCAGCCGCUCGACUCCGUCGACGACCAGGGCGACACGUCCGUCCCAGUGGCCGCCCUGCGCGUGCCCUCGCCGGAGACCUUCAGCCUGCUGCACGGGUACCUCUACACCCGCAGCGCCGCGCGCAUCGCGGUGCUGCUGUCCCCGCCGUGCGGCGCAGACUGGCUGCAGCUUGCACAGCACGCGAAGCAGGUGCACGGGCUGUGGGCCAAUGCGUACUCGCUCGGCGUCGUUGACGAGCAGCUUUACAACGCGCUAGAUCUGGCAUGGGCUCGCACGCUGGGUGCGAUGCGGGCGUGCCAGUAGACCGGUUCCUUUUUGCUCCCGUUGGGCAUCCCUUAUCAUUAUUUCUAUUCUUGCAUUGCAUCGCAUGGUCUCUGAACACCACCAAUACAUUACAAUACAUAUGUGUAUGAUUAUGUACCAAACUUGUAGUCUUUCUGCACAUGAAGUGUUUUGUCUCAACCGGCUCGAACGGAGAUAGUUUCUAAAUCAGAAUCUUCCGACCAGUCCGCGGUUCUCAUCGAGGCAUAUUCUCCGUAAGUAGCAACUAUGAUACACUUGGGAAUCUUUACACUGCGUGGCAUGUAGAGUAGGAUAGGUAGGUGAGGAGGUUAGUAGCGGGUAUACAGUAAGUACAUCGGCCAACACGAAGGGUCCUGGGAAGAUGCGAACGAACGAGCGGCCCGCCAUCAGUAAGCAAUGAAGUGAUACAUUCGUUGACUGAUCACUCGCAGCGUACACAUCAAGUCGGUGGCGUCAAUAUCUUCCGCAGAUCCAUUUCGAUAUCGUCCUCCUCCAGCCCGAUGCGCGUGCCCUCAACUGAGGUUCGCUGGCUCUCAGCUCCUUCGGUCGACGCUGGCACGAGCACGACCUUGGAGUACCCCCCGUUCAGCAGAGCCGGCGGCGCACUCUGCGAAGCUGCUGGGAACCCCGGGGUCGUUGCGGAGUCCGGGAUCCCCCCCUCGGCAUAGGGGGCCGACGAUGCGUGUCGGCCUGACGGCCUGUCGGAGUCCAGAGCCUGAUACGUCCGUACGUUGGGCCGCGGAGGUGCGUGGUCCUCGUCGUCCCCAGUUUCCAUGAAACUCAGCUCAACGCGGCCCACGGUGGUCGGAUGGUCGAGCGCCGAAGACGGGAGCGAGCGGAUGUUGAUCAUCAUGCGAGACACGGCGAUGCACGAGAUGGCAGAUGUGGGCCUAG